Molecule: messenger RNA, 9104 nt
Organism: Callithrix jacchus (white-tufted-ear marmoset)
Lineage: Eukaryota; Metazoa; Chordata; Mammalia; Primates; Cebidae
Gene: ANKRD33B
Product: ankyrin repeat domain 33B
Molecular function (GO): protein binding
Source: RefSeq, a predicted model, not a curated record
CAGCCGGCAUGGUGCUGCUGGCCGGGACCGGGCCGGAGGGCGGCGGGGCGCGCUGCAUGACCCCGCCACCGCCGUCCCCACCCCGGGGCGCGCAGAUCGAGGAGGACCCCACUGACUACGAAGAGUUCGAGGACUUCUCGAGUCUGCCCGACACUCGCAGCAUCGCCUCGGACGACUCCUUCUACCCUUUCGAGGACGAGGAGGAGCAAGGCGUCGAGAACGCGGAGAGCCUCCCGGAGGGCGUCCCGGAGGCGGCGAGCCUCCUGCGCGCCGCCUGCGCCAACGACGUGGGGCUGCUGCGGGCACUGGUGCGGCGCGGGGUGAGCGUCGAGGAGGCGCAAGAGACAGACCGCAACGGCCGGACCGGCCUUAUUGUCGCCUGCUACCACGGCUUUGUGGAUACUGUGGUGGCCUUAGCAGAGUGCCCCCACGUUGACGUCAACUGGCAGGACAGCGAGGGGAACACAGCCCUAAUCACAGCUGCACAGGCAGGGCACGCGAUCAUCACCAACUACUUGUUGAACUAUUUCCCCGGUCUUGACCUUGAAAGGAGGAACGCGUUCGGGUUCACCGCCCUGAUGAAAGCCGCCAUGCAGGGUCGAACCGACUGCAUCCGAGCCCUGAUGCUGGCAGGGGCGGAUGUCCACGCGAGGGACCCCCGCCGUGGAAUGUCACCGCAAGAAUGGGCCACUUACACGGGCCGCGUGGAUGCCGUUCGCCUCAUGCAGAGGUUGCUGGAGCGCCCCUGCCCGGAGCAGUUUGGGGAAAAGUACCGGCCGGAGCUGCCGCCGCCCCCUGAGGCUGCGAGGAAGCCGGCGGGCUCCAAGAACUGCCUGCAGAGGCUCACGGACUGCGUCCUGUCCGCGCUCACGCCCCGCUCUGUGCGGGGCCCGGAGGACGGGGGUGCCCUGGACCACAUGGUGAGGAUGACCACCAGCCUCUACAGCCCCGCCGUAGCCAUCGUGUGCCAGACCGUGUGUCCCGAGAGCCCCCCUUGUGUGGGGAAGCGGCGGCUGGCGGUGCAGGAGAUCCUGGCGGCGCGGGGGCCCCGGGCGCAUGAGGCGGAGGCGGCGGGGGGUACGGGGCAGCGCGGGCGGACCUGCCCGGCAGACGCAGGCUCCCAGGAGGGCUCCCCGAGAGCCAGCCUCCCGCCCGCCCCGCCACCUGGGACCCGGGGCCCCGCCGCGCCCGCCCCGCGGAAGUCCAGCCUCCUGCCCUUGCAGCGCCUGCGGCGGAGCAGCGUGCGGCCCGGCGUGGUGGUGCCCCGGGUACGCGUCUCCAAGGCACCCGCGCCCACCUUUCAGCCCGAGAGGCCGGCGCGGAAGGGCAGCACCAAGGACAGCGGCCACCUGCAGAUCCCCAAGUGGCGGUACAAGGAGGCCAAGGAGGAGAAGCGCAAGGCAGAGGAGGCCGAGAAGAAGCGCCAGGCCGAUGCACAGAAGGAGAAGCGCCCGCCGCCCUGGAAGAAGAGGACGUGAGGGCCUGUGUGCCUGGCGCGGGGUCCAGGGCCACGGCGAGGCCGCGGGGCUGGGUGCGGAGGAGGAGGCGGCUCCGCUGCGUGUCGUGCCACUGCUGUUACCAGGACCACGGGGCCGCGCACGUUUCCAGGCUGUCUGUCCAGGCUGCUCCCAGGAGGGGGCUGAGGGAGCCACAUCGAUUCGCCUGUCACCAGCCCCCCAGCAAUCAGUACACCUAGCGGGCAUGUUGCCUAGAAGGCUCCUUUUAGAGAACCUCAAUUAAGAUUUUUUUUUAAAGAUCAAUUUAUCAAAGGGCAUUUUCUGCGUAAUUUUGUAUUUUUAAUCAUUAUUUAUCAAAUUUGCAGCGUUUUACAAGUGAUAGGGCCCCUUGUAUCCAAGGCAGUUUUAAUACUUGCCCGAAGACCUUUUGUUUGAAAUACUGUUUCUAGCGAUAAAUAUUUAUGGUAUCUGUAUGGGUUCACACAGAAAUCCUGGGAUUCUCCUUUUUUUUGGCCGUUUGCUUUGGUGUUUUCUUCUCAUCAUGGGUGCAUGUGCACACUGAAUGUUCUUUUUAAUUAGAUGAAGUGAUACCAGAUAUUCUGUUUGAUGGAGGCAUUGACUCAUUCGGGCAUGAUCCAGUGAAACAGAGAGAUCAGAUGUUAUUGUACCUUUUAAAAACUCUUAAUACAGUAAUAUAUUGGGGAAAAGCAUAUAUUGUCAAAUUAUAAAAGAAUUCAGAGAUAAACAUGUAUUUAUUGCUAGAAUUAAACUCAUUUUAAGCUAGGGAUUUUAGAUAAGCUGGAUAAAAAAAAAGCUUUAACUUAUUAAAAAUAGGAGAAAAAACCAUCAUUUGAUAAAAUGGGGGCAAAUUUAGUAAAUGAUGAUCAGAAAUACAAAAUUAAGCCAUAUGUGCUCUUAAGUAAAUCGAAUCCAGAUAUCCUUAGAAUGUAAGAAAGAUGCAACAGAGUCAGGAGCCCAGAGCGAUGCAAAUUACAGGAAUGGGGAGGAGGUGGUUUUUAAACAGGCGGUAUGAAUGGAAUAGGAAGUAAACUUGUUUUCCGCAAAUUCUCCUGGAGUGGACUGGGGAGCCCCUCCAGACUCAGUUCCGAAGAGUCCCUCGUGUGGUUAUUUCUUUUAUUUUUCCUUUGAGAACUGCACUUGGUAUUUAGUUCAUCCUCGUGCUAACCUCAUAGAAUUUCCAAGACAUGGAGCCUUGGGCAGGGCAGGACAUUGGUGUGAUUUGCCUUGGGCCGCGAUGAGAGUUUUAUGUCCACACUUUUAUCUCCAAAGUGACAUGGAGAUCACUUUUCUCAGUGAUCCAAUUAGAAUUUAUCAAAGCGUGUUUUCUGCAUAAUUUUGUAUUUUUAAUCAUUAUCAGAUUUGCAGCAUUCUAAUUUGGCAGGACAGGGUAUGAAAGCUGGAAGCUCAGGCAGGAGUUUCUAAUUGUAAUGACUCUCACCAUGUGGGUUGUAGAGUGUCUGUCACAUAUGCACUUUAUUUCAGUAUUAAUUUAAAUACUUGGGCGCACACGCUCACAGGCCUGUUUGGAGUCUCUGUACUAUGACACCUAAUAACUCUAGGUAUGUCGUGAUACGGGGUUUCUGUCUCAGGACACAGCCAGGGCUGGCGCAGGCUUCUCCAGGCUCCCUUCCUCCAGGCACCAUCAGGCAUCGAGCAACCAGGAAUCUUAAACUGGCCCCUCCAAAAGCUCCACUGAAUAGGACUGCAGGCUGCACCCAGGCUAAUGGGAGAUUGGUAUGAUGAUGAUACAGUGUUUAAGAUCAGAUUUCUUGCAUGAUCCCAAAAGGCACUGUGAUUAAUGCACAGGGGACCAGACCCUCUUUGAGAACUGCAGAUAUUAGCUGAUUGUGGGUCACCCUUGUGGCCAAGGAGUUGGGAUUGGCCAUGUCCCCUCCGAGCAGGUGGGGACUGUGACUGACGCCGGUUAUCUUUGGGGGUUGUCUUUGCUGAAUCCUCUGGCAUUGUGGCACCUUCCUGCCACAUGUACAUAAUUCACAGCAUUACCAAGUCACGAGGAGCCCCACCCUUACCUCUGUCAACUGAGGACCCCACCAGGCAGGACCAUGUGGUCUCCCAGGCACGCUUCUCGACACCAGCUACCCCUGCUGUGAAAGUUCUCAAAGCAUUGGUUAGGGGAGCUGAGCCCUGGGCCUGUCCCGAAGCUCUGCAGAUUGCACUCAGCCUGCAUGGAGAACUGCAGUGCUAACACUGUGAUUGUGAGGGGAGGACACCCAUCCCGAGCUCCCACAAAGGGCUUCGCCUUCCCAAGAAUGUCUCAUUGUCAUGGGAACAGCCAGGGUCAGGCAGCUUCUGUGUGGACUGAUGUGGCGUCUGACCCUUGCAGGGUUGCCAGGCAUCCUGCCCAUUUCCACCGUGGGAAGUUGGCACUGGGAACGGUAUGGAGCCCCCACUUCUACCCUAAGCCUGGGUGUCUGCUGCUUCCACAUCAAAAAUGGACAUUUCUGGUCCUGCCCAGCUACCUCACCACAACCCAUGCUCAGAGUCUCCAGGGACAGCAGUCAACUGGCAAUUUCCCUAGGUCCCACGCUGUUCUGGAGUGGACAUGUUGCGGCCCUGUCCCUGGUGUGUUCCAGCCUGGUCCAGGUGCACAGGAGACCCUGGGGCCAGCACAGGGCUUGUCCGGUCAUGAUCUUGGCGUCCACAAAACAGCUCUAGAGAUACCUGCAUUUUGAAAACCCUCCCGAGCCAGCAAGCGUGGGGCAGGACAUGGAUUCUUUUGGCAAAUCUGAAGGCGAGCUGGCCACUCGCCUGGUGAGGGGAAGCUGCUGUUACCUGGCCAGUGUUUGCAACUCAAGGGAAUAUGACAGCUUUGUGGGGGGCUCUGGUGGGACUGGGAAGCCUCACCUCCCAGGCAGCUUUGGUGUGGCCUCAGUGGGAAGAUUGGAUUUUGAAAACCCACCAGACCCAACUGAAAGAAGGGUCAUUCCUGAAUGAGUUGGAGACUCCCGGGUCCCUCUCCCUAGACUCGUUCUAGCCAUGCUCUGUCUGUGGUCAGCCCUUCCCUCUGGCGCAUGAGGCAAGUCCAGGCAGCUUCUGUGGCUGUGCUCGUGGCUGCUGGCCCAGCACUCCUCCUUUUUGCCAUGUAGAAGCUGAUUUGCUAGGAAAGGAAUUUUCCAAGUCAAGGAACAUGUCACCAAGCCUCUUUCCUCCACCUGUGGGGGUGGGGGGCUUCUGCUCUUGUUUCCUCAUUCUCUUUGGAGUAAGCAUCAGAGGGGACAAGCGGGCCCCCAGUCAGGCUCAGGGAGUACAGGAGGCCAUGGAGGGAAGCUCAGACGAUGGGGAAACGGAGCCACCUUGAAGGGGUGUUGUGGGGUCAGUGUCAGGGUGAUCUGAUGGGCCAGUUUAUACUUAAGCAACAUUAUUAUGUUCACUUCUUUUGGGUAAGGGAUUCCUCACGGGAGGUGUGGUCAUCUGGUCCCAGAGGUGGAGAGAAACGCCCCCUCAUCUUCCUGAGCCAUUUGGAAGCCCUUUCUUCUAGCUCUAGGUACUGGUAACAUGGGCCCCUCAGUCUUAGGAUGUAGAUGGGGCUGGAGGGUACAGGCUUCUCGUCCCUUCCCCACUCAGCACCAUCGGCAUCUGGCAGUCAGGGGCCUCCCAGUGGCCACUCCAAAAACCUGGUGUCCUUGGAGAACAUUUUUCCUGUGUGUCUAUUUUCAGCGCUUUGAACAGCUGCAUUCGCUCACUGAGGACUCGUCCUCCCUGCACCCACCAUGUGGUUCAGGAAGGAGGGGACCUAUGGGCACUGACCUCUUCUCCUCUCCUGUCAGUGGCCACCGCAGGGCCCCCUCUGGCACUGUCACCACAUUCUCCCGCCCCCGUCAUCUCGUCUCUUCUUCCUUAUUCGCUUUUCCUUCCUUUGCCUGUUUUCUUCUCCCAGUUGGUUAAGUUCUUGAUCGUCCCUGGCACCACCUACCCUGAGGUCUACCAAGGACAGAAACGCCAGGACCUCUGUGAGGCAGUGUGGUGUCCCUGUGGGGUUACCAUGGUGGGACCUCCUUGACCCCAGAGUGAAUGAACGGCCGGCCAGCCAGUGUCUGUGCUGAUGGCUUAGAAUUACUACACAGCCCCUCCUCUUUGCUGGGAAGGGAGAGUCAGCCCAUACCCUGCUGCGCACAGGGAUGGGGCUCCCUGAUGUUUAUUAACUGUAGAUAGUGAAUUUCAAGUUGACAGGUACCUUCUCAGGGAUUUAUAUAUAAAUGUAGUUAGAGGAAAAGUUGAAGUCUAUUUUACUACUUUUUAGUGUUUGAGUAAAUUAUACUUUAACUAGACAGAAGAAAUAUUUCUCAGACAAUGUCUAUGCUGCUGAUUACAACUGAGAUGCCUGGAGCUCACCCCUUGAGGGAGACUUCCUUGGUAACUAGAGAUCUGGGACUCUGGCAGCGGAAAUGGCUUUGGGGUGGGCGUGAAGUCGCUUCAUUCCCUCUGAGUUGCCUCUUGUGGAUGGAACGUAUGUGUCAACAGUGAAAUCCACCUCCAUGUGUGUGGAGGCGGCUGAUGAGAACAGACGGGCCACUUCUCACUCUUCCCUCCAGAACUGGCCGCUCCGGUCUGACGUUGGAGCACGUGAACUAACAGUGACCAUUUUUUUCUACUUGCUUCUGUGAAUAAAGUGUUCUACAGUCAGCCCAGCACUGAACUCACCAGAAGGGAGGAGGGCAUGGUGUGGAGCCGCUCAUCUGGAAUUACCUUGGUGUUCAGAGGCUGUCCCUUGGCUGCGCUUGGAAAACGCAGUGGGAAAUGUCGUGGGCUUCUUUCUUCCUCAAGCUCCAGACUCCUGGCAGUACUGGGGACCUCAGGACUAUGGAGAUCAGAAUUGCAGUGGCUUCGUCAUCUCAGCAUGGCCACUCCUGAGACAAGAGGCUCCUCCUGGGAGUAGGAGAGAGGAAGUUCGUGAUGUCAAUUGGAAAACAGGAUUUAUGGAUGCAGGAAGAGGGUCUGUGCUGGGCCCCUCUGCCCACUUCUCUCCCUGCUGUCUGCAGUGACCAGGUUUCUGGAGUGGAGAAGAGGCUGCUGUGAGUGAAAGAGAAGCCCCGGGGGUAGGGCCAGACCUCAGGCCUGAAAAGGAUGCAAAGCCUGCUGCUUUCAAGGCUGUUGGGAAGAAUCGUGGGUACCAAGCAAUUAUGAUGAAAUGCAUCCCAGAGAGAAAAUGAAUGGGCCUUAAGAAGUGGGCCUAACAUGCUCCUGGUAGCCCUCCUGCAAGAACACUACACUGCCCCCAGCCCACCGUCCACACUACAUGACGCAGGAAGGCUGUCUGUCCAUCCUUACCCUGGGGAGCCACGCCUGCUUUGCGGAGUGAGUCGCAGCCCUGAUGUGCGCCCUGUGUUACUCUCUCCCCAGAUGCACCCAGAGACUCAGGCCUGCUCACACAGCUCGCUGUUCCUGCAGUCGUCAGUCCCCCUGUGCUGUGUCAGCUCCCAGACACCACUGGUCUUUCACAUGCUACAGCGCAAGCACUUUUUCCCUUUCACAGUAUUUGGGGAAAUUCUAACAUACUCCCGGGGGAUUUGCACAGGUCCCUCCGCCUCCCACGGUGGGUAGCUGCGUAGAUUCUGCACCUGGCAGUCGGUAGUCCCCCUCGGAAGCCACCGGGGGGCCUGUUUCUUUCGGCCUGGUUCUUGGCUUCUACUGCAGCCCCUUUCUGUCGGCACCUGCCUGGAGGGCCACAGUCUGGGGAAGGACAGGGAGGACCCCAGACACGACAGAUCCGUCUGAAACAACAAAGUCACAUGGAGGACGACAGCUGCAGUGGGGCGGAUGCCAGUGCAGCAGGCGUGCCAGGAGCUGCCUGCCGAGAGCUGACAAGAGCGGUUCCUGCCACGGCGUGGCUUGUGUCUCCCCCCACCCCCGUGCCUCCCAGUGCACAUUUGGGACUUGCUUCUGCGUCAGUGUGACUCGAGUCAGCUGCUUUCUGUGCCCUUGCACUCACGGGUUCCUUCAUUAACAUUUUAAAUAAGUGGCUAAAAAAACUCCUCUGGAGGCUGUUUUUGAAAAAAACGGGAUAAAGAAAGAUACACACACUACCUGGGUUGUUGUGACUAAUUUUCAAGUGACUCGCUUGAAGGCCGGUGUUGCAUGCACGGUUUCCUCAUGCUGACCCAGCCCAAAAUAAGACUUGAUAAAAGGCACAGCCCUCGGCAGCAGGCAGUGCCAAUGUGGAUGCCUACACUAAGGUGUGAGUGUGUGCGCAGGCAAGCCCACGUGUGCAAUGAACUGAAAGGACACUCGGGCUUCGUGCUGGCAAAGGUGAUGAUGCUGCCGUGGCUUGGCUGUGGGCCCCGGGCAGGGGCAGAUGGGACCUGCUUUGAUGGCGUGCUGUUCAGUGGACUUGUGGGGUCUUGCAAGGUCCCAGGACCCACUGUGAGCACCCUGCCCACCGUGGCACAGAACACAGCUGGAGUUGUCAUAACACAGGUCUUUUUUAAAAGGCGGUGUUGACCCAGGAGGCUCAUCUAGAAUGCCUUGGCCGCAUGGAGGCACUCAGAUCCAAGGGCCCCAGACCCAGGAGGGUUCUUUCCCCUCUGAAAGAGCUCCCCAGGCAUUCAGCCCUCGGCAUGUGGCUGCGGGUUACCCUCAGAAUCAACAUCUCCCUGAGGAAGCCCUGGUAUUUUCCCAGGUCUGCCCACAUAUCAGAUACUCGAAUCAGUGCUAACACAGUUUGGUUUUUGAGGGAAAUACUUUUGUCAUAAUAUUACAUCCUUCUGUUUUUAAUAAAAAGGAGAACAAACGAAGCUAUCCAUCAGGUAAAGCAAUGGUCCACAUUGGCCUGAUGCUUUAUGGAAGUUUUGGGACAUAGGUGUGGAGGCACCUUAACAGCAGUUUUUAAGCAAAAGUUCUAGAAGCUGUUUUAGAACUGCACAGCUAUAGAUACACCCGUUGACAACUGCAAAAGGUGGUGACAGGCCCAGAAACAUGACCAGCAAUUAUACCCCUUCAGAUGAACAGGAAAAGCCCAUGUGCUGGAACUCGCUUCAUUCUGCCGGGCGUUUGGGGGUGUCCAAGGACCUGUGCUUUUAACAAAGAUGACUUCAUGACCAUUCUAAGGAUCGAACAGAUUCCUGCGCAGGGUGCCAGGUUUCACGUUAGGUCCUCUUAGGAUAAGCUCUCCUCUGAAUGUAAACCCAUUUGCAUUGUCACUUCUAAAAGUCCAGUAGGUUUCUGGAUAUUGUAAAGAUGCUGAGAACAGAUACAACUGUGUAAAUCUCAUAGUGUUUUAUUUUGAGGUGAGAGUUUUGUUAGAGUUUAUAAAAGAUAUUUUCCUAUUCAGACCUCAGGGCCAUUUUGGGACCUACAAAUAAAUGUGAUUCCCAGCAGCUUCAAUUUUUGAUAUUCAAAAAGUUAAUCUUUAAAUUAAACAUAAUGUGAUAUUAUUCAGCAAAAAGAAUUUUUCCCUUUUAACUUCUAACGAAUUGUGUAUCUAAUGUUUAAAAAAUAUGGAAAAAUUGUGAUUAUGUAAAAAUGUGGGAGAAUUGUGGCUAAAGAAUAAAAAAAUCACUUGCUAAAUAAAACACAUUCCUAUGGUCCAAAAGUAUGAUAUUUGAAUAAACCUAAGUGCAUAUAAAGUAGAGAAUGAAACAAUAAAAUAUGCCAGGAUUUUUCAUGUCA